Messenger RNA from Clonostachys solani, 2040 nucleotides. The record is from the annotation of a GenBank genome assembly. NCBI's taxonomy places the organism in Eukaryota, Fungi, Ascomycota, Sordariomycetes, Hypocreales, Bionectriaceae.
AUGUCUGCCUGUCCUCCAAUCCAAACCGAGAGCAUCCCCUUGGAGGACCAAGCUAUUGCCGCAGCUGGUUCCACGGACACGCUGAAUGGACGCCCACCGAGCCCGCCCACGCAGGAACAAGCACCAUCGAUCCGAUGGCGGGAUCUGAAGCGCAAGCUACGCCCGCUCCGAGGCGUAAUCUUCGCCUGGGCAGCCUUUUCAGUGUUCUCUGUCAUCUUCUCCGCAUUUGUUGUAUACGUCCUGCUGCGUGGCCACGUCCGGGUCGGUGGUGUCACCUUUGACGCCUCGACCUCGAACCUGCUGGUCUCCAUAUUCUCGCAGAUAUCGGUUAUUCUCGGAGAUGCCCUGAUCCGGGAUCUUCUAGGCGUGAUACGCCUUGCUCUUGCGAAGCGAAAUAGGGGCGUCUCGGCCUUGACGUACUUUGUUAUCGGUCCCGCCUCGGCGUGGACCGAGGCGGCCAGGCAUGCCGUCUUGACGAAGUUCUACAGGUUGAACCUCUGGUGUGAUUUUAGUAAAGAGAUCCCAUCUCAUUCGAUGCCAGUUCAGGCCCAAUUUGACUAUCACUUUGCCCCGACCAACACCAACAUGACCGUCUACGCUGGGCUGAUCCCCAUCCGGAUCCUGGUUCUCGACUCGCCGUUCUUGACCACUGCAGACCUAAGCAUGUAUUUCUACUCUCUCACGAACAGUCUUCUCCUUGACUCUCGCUACGCAAUCCAGCAUCGGUUCCCCGGGUGCUCCCAGGAAGGUUGCAGAUCGAUCCUGCUACCAGGGGGUUUGGAAACAGCCCGGCGAUACGAUCCCCUAUUAAAGCAUACAGUCUUUGAAGGCGGCAUGUUCGACGGUGCGGACUCAAUCCAGAUUGAGCACGCUCCAGGUAUGCUGGCCACGUUCGAAAGGCUGCCGGCAGACUUCAGCUUCGACCCGGCUGGGUGUACGUAUGCCGGGGAGCGGAUCAACAACACGCUGGUGAUGUGUGCCCAGCAACUAGGCCAGUCACUAGCUGUAGGCUGGGCUGCAUGUCCCAUCAAGGAAUAUUCGGCCCGUGACUGCAGCCCCGAAGUGACGUGGACCUCGGGUCCCAUCCAGUACAGCACAAAUGUCUCCGUCUUUGAGCAGUACACGCGGACUACGUACAACCGCAACAACUUCUCGAUAGUCAACACCGAGCUGACCUCCCCCGUCGGCGAGUCCCAGAUAGCCCUGAAGGAGGACGAGUAUCGCAGGAUAUUCCGCAAGGUGCUCAACGCCAACACGACGAGGCGGUCGGAUCUCAGCAACAUGGACGCGCUUGUCCACUCCAUCACAUGGCUGCACAGGACCUACGAUAACAGCUUUCCCGACGACCAGCAGAGCGUCCUGAAGAGCCUCCACAACUUUAUCGGCGUUUCUUUGCAAUUCAUGGUAACGGCGGUCCAGUUUGCGAACUAUACCGUUGACGCUAGGGGUGAUACCGACACUUUGGCACUGCCGGACAGGAUGGUCACCUCAGCCGUGAGCGGCCGGUCCAUGCAGAAACUCACCAUCCAGCACUGGACAGGAGUCAUCUUCAUCGUUACCGAGGGGCUCAUCAUCGUGUUUGCCGCACUGGCCAUCCUCCUGGUCCUGUUAGGCGUGGAUCGCCUCCCGGACAGGUCAUCAACCGCAGAGAUCGACAUCCUCAGGAACACGGACGACAUGCGGGCAGCCCCGCAACGGCAUAUACGGCGCUGGGGCUGGUGGCCGUUUCGGAGAGCAGGAAAUGGAGUUGAGCCUGGUGUGCCGCACCUGGAAGAAAGGGAACGUUUCCUCGAUAUGGCCCAGACCUUGGCGCUGAAUGAGCCGUCCCCAACUCAGCCCAGGUCAUUGUGGGGUCGGCUUCGUCGUGUUUUCAGGGAUACGAUGGAUAAAGAACGCGAUUUGCUCCAAUGGGUGGUCUUUUUGCCUGAUACUCCAGAUGUAGAGACUGAAGUAGGGGAGGUGGAGGAGAGUAGUGAAAUGGUCGAGGACCAAGCUGUCUCAACCUCAUCCAACGGAGGAGAGAUGAUUCUGUCAACAUGA